AGUUCUUUCACAAGCAAGCAACGAAAAGUUGAAAAGUUAAAUCAAUUGAAUAAUUAAUCAACUAAACUUUAGAUAAGUUUGCAUUGUGUAAGCUCAAAAAAAACGAAAUAUAACCUAAAAUGGGUAAAAUAAUGAAAACAGGAAAAGUUGUGAUCGUUCUCAGCGGUCGCUAUGCUGGUCGAAAAGGGAUUAUAAUGAAAUCUCUUGAAGAAGGCACAAACGAUAAGCAAUUCGGACAAGCAAUAAUAGCAGGUAUUCAACGAUAUCCACGUCGUGUUUCUCGCAAAAUGAGUAAAGCAAAGGUACACAAGAAUUGCCGUAUUAAGCCGUUUGUCAAGAUAUUCAAUUAUAACCAUCUGAUGCCAACACGUUACAAUGUUUCUGAUUUGAGUAUCGAUAACAAAUACACUAUUAAAGAUUUAAAAGAUCCUGUCAAACGCAAGAAGAUUCGCUUCCAAAUUCGAAUGAGAUUGGAGGAUCGUUUUAAAUGUGGAAGAAACAAAUGGUUCUUCUCUAAACUUCGCUUCUAAAGCUGAUUUUUGAUUUAUGAAUUGAUAUUUCGAAUUUGAUUGUUGAAAUCAAUAAAAAAGGAAUUUAAAUUGUUUAA
Molecule: messenger RNA, 607 nt
Organism: Clunio marinus
Lineage: Eukaryota; Metazoa; Arthropoda; Insecta; Diptera; Chironomidae
Source: the annotation of a GenBank genome assembly